This is a messenger RNA of Macrosiphum euphorbiae (potato aphid), 342 nucleotides long. Lineage: Eukaryota; Metazoa; Arthropoda; Insecta; Hemiptera; Aphididae. The record is from the annotation of a GenBank genome assembly.
AUGUGUGUUCAAGGUGAACCGUUGAGGUGUUUACCGUUUAGAGCAUGGGCGCCAGGUCAUCCAAAAACUGGUAGUUCAAGAAAAGAGUGCGUAGUUCUAGCGAGCAACAGGUACUGGGAAACAGAGGACUGUUCGAGGAGGUUGCCUUACAUUUGCGAACUCGUGCCGAAUGGUCCUCUGAGCCCAGUGGAACGGUACUGUGCACCGAUUAACAACAUCAAACGUAGAAAAAAUUGUAUUUUACGUAACCACAAUCAAUUUGAACAAAUAGAGCAAACAAAACAACAAUGCAAUGGUAAUAUCAACACAAACAAAUCUGAAGCCAUUAAUGACAACAAUUAA